UCGUUCACUCGAAUGCUCGUCAAUCAGAAUUGGAUGCUCUUUCCAAAAGCGAUACCCCAACCCAAUACAUAUCGAUACCCCGGUCCUGAAGUGGUAGAACAAUCAUCUCCCAGACCGCGCGAUGGCCUUAUCCUCCUCGCGAGCGCCGCUGCUGCCAUUGUUAUGCUUGCUACUAACAGUUGUAGCUGCCGCCAAACACCCGAAGCAGGAGAAGCCUACUCCGGCGGCGUUGGCGCCCGUCGUCACACUUGAAGGCUGCCCCGACAAGUGCGGCAACGUCAGCAUCCCCUACCCUUUCGGCACCAAGGACGGAUGCUUCCGCCCAGGCUUCUUCGUCGUGUGCAACGACACCUUCGAUCCCCCUCGCCCCUUCAUCAACUCCAGCCUCGCGCUCGGCACCGACGACACGAGGACGCAGAUCGUCGUCGAGGACCUGUACUACCUGACCGCCGAGGACGGCAUGCCGGAGACGACACCGACAAGGUCCGCGUGGCCGAUCGAGCUCGCCGGCGUGUCUCUCUCGGACGCGAAAGCGCGGCUGCUGGGCGCCUUCAGCUACGAGUGCAGGCUGAACGAGACGCACCACUCGGUGCGGCGGCAGAGGAUCAACUUCGGCGUCUACCGCUCGCCCUUCCUCCUGUCGGACGCCGACAACGUGCUCAUGGGAAUCGGCAGCAACGUCGUCGCCGAGCAGACCACCGGUCCGCUGUGCCAGUCCUACCUCAACCUGAUAUCCUUGUCGGACGGCCCCGUCAACGGGUCGUGCUCUGGGCAGGGCUGCUGCCAAGCCAACCUACCCCCCGUCCGCUCUGACAGCACGGUGACCAUCCAGAAGGGCACCAUGUACGAGGACGGUGGCUACGGCGGCGGCGGCGGCGGCCGCGUCGACUGCUCCUACGCCAUGAUCGUGGAGAAGGCGUGGUACAACUUCUCGUCGGUGGACCUCGACAGCGACGCGUUCCUGCGGAGGAACGCCGCCGGGGUCGUCCCCGUUGUCGCGGACUUCACCAUAGACGGAGGUGGAUGUCCCGACGCCGGCGAGCCGACGCCCAAGGACUUCGCCUGCAUAAGCGACAACAGCAAGUGCGUGGACCGGCUGGUCUACGACAAUUCCAGGGGGCACUACUGCAGUUGCUCCGUUGGGUACCAAGGGAAUCCAUACAUCCAUGGAGGAUGCCAAGACAUUGAUGAGUGCGCUCGGCCAGACCUGUAUCCCUGCCACGGGAAAUGCAAGAACACGCCAGGUGAUUACGAAUGUAGCUGUCCAGCCGGAAAGAGAGGAAAUGCAAAACAAGCGCCGUGCACCGACUUGUUUUCUCUGCCUGCCAAGAUUUCCGUAGGUGUGGUAGGUGGCCUUUUCAUAGCAGCGCUACUGGUGUUCAUCAUCCUAAUCCGCAACGAGAAGAGGAAGAUGGCCGAAUUUUUCGAGAAAAACGGAGGCCCUACAUUAGAGAAGGCGAAGAACAUAAAGAUCUACAAGAAGGAGGAGCUGAAGCCAAUCCUGAGGCGAAGCAAUUUCAUCGGAAGAGGUGCCUUCGGUGAAGUUUACAAGGGAGACCUCGACGGCCAAUCAGUUGCAGUAAAGAAGCCAGUUGAUGACAGUGACGGCGUGCACAAUGACCAGUUCGCCAACGAAGUCAUCAUCCAGUCACGGGUGAACCACAAGAACAUCGUGAGGCUGAUAGGCUGUUGCCUAGAAGUCGACAAGCCAAUGCUCGUGUAUGAGUUCCUCUCCAAAGGCAGCCUCGACGAUGUUCUUCAUGGAAGCAGACGUGAUCCACUGAACUUGAAAUGCCGUCUGGACAUUGCUGCAGAGUCCGCAGAAGGCCUAGCCUAUCUGCAUUCGAAAACAACAAACGUCAUCUUACACGGCGAUGUGAAACCAGCUAAUAUACUUUUGGAUGAGGACUGGACACCGAAGAUCUCUGACUUUGGUAUAUCGAGGCUGAUUGUGAAAGAUAAACAGCACACGGAUUUUGUCAUUGGCGACAGGAGUUACAUGGAUCCAGUGUAUCUACGAGACGGGCUACUCACUGAUAGAAGCGAUGUCUAUAGUUUCGGAGUUGUGAUCUUGGAGCUCAUAAGCAGGAAGAAGGCCACCUAUUCUGGCAAUAAUAGUCUGGUAAGGGAAUUUCUCGAUGCUCACAAAGGUAAAAUGGAAGCGACCAAGUUAUUUGAUGAGGAAAUUGCCAAGCCAGAAGUUUCAGAUCUUCUUAAUAGUCUCUAUGAGAUUGCAGUGCGUUGUCUGAAUCUUGAUGUGGAUGAAAGGCCAAGCAUGACAGAAGUAGCAGAGAGUAUUCUGAUGCUGAAGAGAUCCUGGAGCAAUACAUUGACAAAAACGUCGUCAGCCAGUUGAUAAAGAUUGAUAUAUGUUAUAGCGUGCAUGUGACUGUACUGUCUUUGUGGAAUCUGGUAACAAGUAACUACUAGUUAGUAUGCCAGAUGAUUAAUAUAUGUUAUAGUGUAAUUCAUGUUUGUGGAACAAGGUAAGCGACUAUUGGUGUGAUUGUGUAUGCAUCUACUAUUUAAACAAACUUUGCUGAUUAAACUAUGGAGAUCUCACCCUUUGUUUA
This is a messenger RNA of Zea mays, 2573 nucleotides long. Its product is annotated as wall-associated receptor kinase 1. The coding region runs from base 122 to 2356 and encodes 744 amino acids. NCBI's taxonomy places the organism in Eukaryota, Viridiplantae, Streptophyta, Magnoliopsida, Poales, Poaceae. Gene Ontology annotation, biological process: protein phosphorylation; cell surface receptor signaling pathway. Gene Ontology annotation, cellular component: plasma membrane. Gene Ontology annotation, molecular function: ATP binding; protein serine/threonine kinase activity; polysaccharide binding. The record is from RefSeq and is a predicted model, not a curated record. The transcript has 3 exons.